This is a messenger RNA of Polistes dominula (European paper wasp), 1108 nucleotides long. RefSeq lists its product as uncharacterized. Lineage: Eukaryota; Metazoa; Arthropoda; Insecta; Hymenoptera; Vespidae. The record is from RefSeq and is a predicted model, not a curated record.
UCAUGUACUUAUGUGUUUUUUUGAUAAUGUCAAAUCAUUGUGCGUUUGGUUAAUUGUUUGAAUGAUAUAAAUUGUAAUUGUAUAGUAAAUAUUUGUAAUAUAUUUGCUAUCAAAAAUGAAUAUUUUUAAAAGACUUUUUUUAUUCAAUAAAUCUAUAAAUAAUAUACCAAAAUUUCUAACCUCUGAAUCUAAAAAUGCAGAAAAUGAAAAAAAUAUUAUCGUUAAUAAAACCGGUAAUGUUACUUUGAUUGCUAUAAAUAGGCCAGAAAAGAAAAAUGCGUUGAAUACUGCAACAACCCAAUUACUGUGCGAUGCAUUGGACGAAUUUGAAAAGGAUGAUAAUGCUGCUGUAGGUGUAUUGUAUGGUAUGGGAGGAAAUUUCUGUGCAGGCUUUGAUCUACAUGAAAUUGCAAAUAGUGAAGGGAAUGAAAAUAAAUUACCGCAAUUUGGAGCACUGGCUAGUAGAAAUGAGUUGACCAGUAAACCAUUAGUAGCCUCGUUAAAUGGAUAUGUGGCAGGUGUUGGACUAGAACUGGCAUUAAUGUGUGAUAUACGAGUCAUUGAAGAAACCGCAGUUAUAGGAUUUUUGAAUAGACGUUUUGGAAUACCUAUUCUAUGCGGAGGUACAGUUCGUUUACCAGCUAUGAUUGGAUAUGCUAGAGCUAUGGAUAUGAUUUUAACAGGAAAAUCUAUUACCGGAGAAGAAGCUUUCAAUAUUGGACUUGCUACUAAACUCACCACGUGUGGUACUGGUUUAGGUCAAGCGGUCAAUUAUGCAAAAUCUUUGGUAAAGUUUCCGCAACAGACUUUACUGGCAGAUCGUACCUCUAUGCACUAUGCUACUUUUCUGGCUAAACAAAUGGAAGAGGCAUUGCAAUUUGAAAAGGACAAUGCCUCUCAUCUUUUAAUAGAAGAAGGUAUAGAAGGAGCUAAGAAGUUUGUCGAAAAAGGCAUAGGCAAACAUGGAAAAUUUUAUAAUCUCACUGAACAAGAUGAUACUAUCAGAGAAUUAGAUAAAAAUCUCUUAUGAAUAUCAAACGCAUUAGAUUUAUUUAUUCUUUUUUUUUUUUAUGUCUCCAAUCAAAAUAUUAAAUCUUACAAUUCAUUU